AUGACUAUAUUUGUUGUUUAUCUUCGAGAAGUAUACCGGCCGGAAAACUCGAUCGCUAAGAUCCAACGAUUGAAGGAUAAGGCUGAGGCCAAGGCCGCUGGCAAGGAGGAACCUCCGGCAAAAAAAACCAACCGCCUGCGGCAGGGCGCCAACACCGUCGUCAAACUAGUCGAGCAGAAGAAGGCUCAGCUGGUGAUGAUCGUUCACGAUGCUGACCGGCUCUGUGCCGAAAGAUGGGUAUUCAGUUCUGCAUCAUCAAGGACAAGUUCCGACUGGGAACGUUGGUGUUCCAUCAAGAUCUGCACCUGUGUUGCUCUGACCCAAGUGGACAACUCCGACCGUGCCAAUCUGUCCAAGCUGGUUUAA
Uranotaenia lowii is the source of this 366-nucleotide messenger RNA. RefSeq names its product 60S ribosomal protein L7a-like. The record is from RefSeq and is a predicted model, not a curated record. Bases 1 to 366 code for a protein of 121 amino acids. The transcript has 2 exons. Lineage: Eukaryota; Metazoa; Arthropoda; Insecta; Diptera; Culicidae.